AUGCCGACGCCAGCCAGCUUCUGUGGUUCGAACGGUACUGUACGCCGACUUCGGAGAGAUCGGUUGAAAAAGAGCUUCAUCAACAGCACACUUCUCUACAACGUUCAAUUUAGACUAUCAUCCACAAAAAACUAUAGAUCAUCCGCCUACGGAACUGCCAAGUCUGGUGUUGGUAUCUCCUCCAUGGGUGUUAUGAAUCCUGGUCUUGUUAUGAGAAACAUCAUUCCAGUGGUUAUGGCCGGUGUGUUGGGUAUUUAUGGGUUGAUUGUUGCCGUUAUCAUCCAGGGUUCAAUUGUUGCUCCACAAGGAGGACUCAGUCAAUACAGCCUAUACACAGGGUUUGCUCACUUGGCAGCAGGUCUGUGCUGUGGUCUUUCUGGUCUUGCGGCCGGUAUGGCCAUUGGAAUUGUGGGAGACGCAGGUGUUCGUGCUGUUGGACAACAAGAGAAGCUGUUCGUUGGUAUGAUUCUGAUUUUGAUUUUUGCUGAGGCUCUUGGUCUUUACGGUUUGAUUGUGGCUCUUAUUUUGUCUCAGAACUCGUACACUUGCGACAACAAUAAUUAA
Cylindrotheca closterium is the source of this 564-nucleotide messenger RNA. The record is from the annotation of a GenBank genome assembly. Lineage: Eukaryota; Bacillariophyta; Bacillariophyceae; Bacillariales; Bacillariaceae.